UUCUACGCUUCGUAAAGUAAAUCAUAAAUUCCUAUUCAUUAGACUGUAUUUAAACAGCAAAUUUACACGAUGAACCAGCUAUUAAACGCAGACAAAUGAAUUGUUUAGAACAGAUUUAGUCCUUGGGCGGACACGUGUAAUGUCACGGACUAAAACACAAUUAAUAUUCUUCAUUUAAUCACUUUACGUCAACAAAAUUGAAAAAAAGAUUUAGAGCUGCUAUAUUGUAUAAUAUAUUAUCGCAUGGUUAUAUUAACAAAUACAUAAAUAAGUAAUAAAUAAAUAAAGGAUCUAUGAAAAUAGGCAAUAUAUGAAAAUGCAUUCAGAUGGUAGGAUUGAGAGAUAAUCCAAUUCAUAGUUGAUAUCAUAAUCAGAUACCGUAAUAAAUGUAAUAAAUAUGAGAAAAGUAAAUUAUUGUAUUGAUUUGCAAUUGACACUAGUUAUAGUCUAACGUAAAAUGUCUUCUUUGUAUUGUAUUAAAAUAAAAGCUUGCAUUAUCAGUUGGUUUUAUUUAAACCAAAUAAUUGCAGCAAACGAUUGUGUGUCAAAAACUUGCUCAAUAACCUGCUCGGGAGAUUAUAGUAAACUGUGGGCUGAGCAGAUAGAACAAAUUGCUACAGACAAUAACUGUGCCACAAUAAAUCUAGAAUUAUUAAACAGCAAAUUCAAUUCUAAAGUUCUACCAUCAGAUUGGUUAAAAACGGACUCAGAUGGCAAGACCCGCGAGGUUCUUAAAAUCCAAACCUUAAAAUUUACAGCUUGUAAUUUCGAGAGCAUAGAACCUGAUGCGCUUUCCAUCGCGGGCCUGGAAACACUACAUUUUAGUUAUGGUGCCAUUGAAUACUUUAAAAAAGAGUUCUUUAAUAGUUUACCAGCACUGUUAACAUUCAAUUUGGAUAAUUGCCGUGGUCCUUUCCUUGUGGAAGAAUGUUUAUUCGAAAAUGCUUCGAAAAUGGAGACUCUCUCAAUAGAAAACUGUGAAUUUGAAGGUGAAUUGAUCGGCAACAUCACGGGACAAAAUGGCAGUCCGACGCCAUUACAAAAUAUUGCCUUACGGUAUAACAGAAUACAUAGUUUACCUGAUUUAAUCUUCUCGAAGGCAAAAAAACUACGAAGUAUUUACCUGGAUCAGAAUGACUUGCAGACAAUAUCGAAAAAAGCGUUCUGGGUCGAAGGGAUACAAAAAAUAGAUUUAACUGGUAACUAUUUGACAACUUUGGAAAACGGAACAUUUGAUUACGUUCGGAAUACGCAAUGGGCCACAGGUACGCUUAUUAUAGACAAUAAUCCAUGGAAAUGCGAUUGUAACUUGAAGUGGUUACAAGAUUUGUAUUUUUCAAAUGAUGUAGUUAUUGAUCCGGUCCCAAAGUGUGAUGAUUUUCAAUCAUUUACUGAAGCAUCAUUUGAAUGUGAAACUGAAACAACUACAUCAUCAUCAAAUCCUACGUCGCUUACGACUAGUAGUACUGAAUUAACAACACAAACGAGUGACACGAGCGUUUCAACCAUUGAAUCUACAGCAUCUACACCACCAAAUCCAAAUGAAACCCUCAAAACUUUGGAAUGUAAAGAAGUUAAGAAAUAUUUGUCGCUUGACGAUUCAUCCAGAGAAUUUUUGCGAUCAGUCCAAAUUACAUUCGCAGCAGGAAAUAAUGAACUUGUCAAAGUUGAUAUCUACAGUUUAGACGACGAUCCACAGCUUGAAUUAGUAUUUACAGACAAAUUAACAGAUAUUAAUCUGGUAUACUUCGAGAUUUUCGAUUCUACCUCUCCGAUUUGCAUUGCAAAUAUAAAUAAAUCCGUGUAUCUAGACGAACUGCGCCGAAAUCACACAUACACGUUCUGUCUGCUUGCUAAAAAUGAACUGACCGUCCCGCCGAGCAAUUGUUUCGGCUUACAAAUACCACCUGACUGGGAAGACCGUUCGUGGAUCACAAACAAAAACAAAAUUCUGAUAAUCGGCAGCAUAACAGGUUCCUUAAUUCUAUGUGCAGCGAUUAGCGGCAUUAUUGCAUUUAUUGUAAUAAGAACGUAUCCGACUCUAAUCGACGGAAAUAAAGACGUCGUUAUUUUGAAACACAGUCCGAAAGUGCAACCCACGCAGGAAGCACCAAAUUUUGAACGUCCUGAAUACGCGGAACCGAUUCGCAAUCUCUACAACGGGCCAUCGCAGUCUGGUUAUCUGACUCCUGCUAGUAAUUACGAAAAGAUUAAUUAUUACACACGUCGAAUGAAUUCUACUUACGGCGGACAGAGUAAUAGUUAUAUUAGGCCUGGUUACAGUGGUGGAUGUGAUGGUACCCAUAUCGAUGAAGUUGAAAAACUUGAAAGUUUCAUCUUUUCUUCACCGCCACCCUUACCCAAACUAAAUCAAAUGCAAGAUAAAAUAUAUUACUAACUAAUCAAUCACGUACCAAGCUUUUAGUAUAUAAAAAUAUUAUUGGAAUGUGUAUUUUAAUUUUAUAUACAUAAAUUAUGACCUAUGCAUACUAUCGGUAUUCUUGUUUCUAUGUACAAAUAAUUAAAUUACGUAAUACACGAUAUUGAAUACUUCCACGCGUAAGUAUAAAAAAAUAACUUUAUAAAAAUGGAAGUAAAAUCAUAAUUAAUAAAUGUUUUGUAUAAAAUCUAAACAAUAUGUUAAAAAUCGAUAAUAAAAUUAUUGGAUUGUGAA
Dalotia coriaria is the source of this 2674-nucleotide messenger RNA. Its product is annotated as leucine-rich repeat transmembrane protein FLRT2-like. Gene Ontology annotation, cellular component: plasma membrane. The record is from RefSeq and is a predicted model, not a curated record. Gene Ontology annotation, molecular function: protein binding. NCBI's taxonomy places the organism in Eukaryota, Metazoa, Arthropoda, Insecta, Coleoptera, Staphylinidae. The transcript is spliced from 2 exons. The coding region runs from base 458 to 2398 and encodes 646 amino acids.